Molecule: messenger RNA, 2179 nt
Organism: Schistosoma bovis
Lineage: Eukaryota; Metazoa; Platyhelminthes; Trematoda; Strigeidida; Schistosomatidae
Source: the annotation of a GenBank genome assembly
GGCGGAUAUUUGACUGAAUUCGGAAUGUGGGGUCCAAGUAGCAAGUUCUUGUUUUAAAUAUGAAGCGAAUGUUUUAGAAUGGGUUUAAAGCUGAGGAAUUAAUUUAUUAAAUGAUCAUUCUGGCCGGAUUUAUAAAGAUAGAAAUCUCUUUAAAAUGUGGAAAAUCCUGUAGUGCUAAGUUAUCAGUGUAAAAAGUCGUUUGGUUCAUGUUAUUUGAUCACGAUGAUACUGCCUCGUGCACAUGUUAAUGUGUGCCAAUACCAUAGUGCCAGUUUGACCUUCGCGAUGACCUUCAUGGCAUGGUUUAGAUUCGUCUUGUUGUCAUGAUUUACCUUUGCAAGCAUUGCUUAUAUUGUUGCCCUAAGACUUUUAUACCCAGGAAUAUCUUUUUAAGCAGACGCUCUAGUCGACUAAAUUGAACACUGUCUGUCUGUACAUGACUUUUUGAAUGGGUAACUGAGAGCGCGCUGCUGGUAUAUUUGUGCAAAAACUAACAAUCGUAAAUCGUUACAGUGGGAUUUUAUUUGAUACCGGAGUUGGCGUAGAAGUAUUAGUUACUGGCUUAUGCACAUGUACCAAAUAUGGUUAACUCCCAUAUUAGUCAUCGAAUUCUUACAAUUCGAAUUGUAGGGAUCCCUACAAGUUUUCCAAGCACAAAGCCUGAGAUUACAUUUUAAAAACUGGGGAAUGGUUUUCGGCUCAUGCUUAGGAUCUGCGGCAGUAAGAACUCUUCGACCUGUUGGAUUUCAUGUGUAUUUUCAAAGGUACCUGCUUGCCUCAUCCAAAUCAGCAGCAGUAUCCGUCCCAGUCAGUCAGACAACAACUCAGGCCGCAUCAGUUGUUGGUCGAUGGCUCUUGGGUCUUUCUGGCAUGACUUUUGGUGCUAUUUUGCUUGGUGGAGUUACAAGAUUGACCGAGUCUGGACUCUCAAUGGUUGACUGGCAUCCGUUUAAGGAGGUACCUCCUUUCAGUGAAGAACAUUGGCGACUAGAAUUCGAAAAAUACAAGAAGUUUCCAGAACAUGAACAUUAUGUAAAGGAGCGUGGUGAAAUGUCGAUCACUCAAUUCAAAUUUAUAUGGUAUAUGGAAUUUAUUCACCGAAUGUGGGGUCGGACGAUCGGUGCUGCUUUUGUUUUUCCAGCAAUCUAUUUUUUCUAUAGAGGUUAUUUCUCUUCCGUCAUGAAAUCUCGUGUUUUUAUUUAUGGGGGACUAAUUGGAUUUCAGGGUGUUUUGGGCUGGCUUAUGGUACGCAGCGGUCUUAAAGAACCUAGACGACCGGCAGGUCUUCCACCAAAUGAGAAUUAUAUUGGUGUUCCGCGUGUGGAUCAUUAUUGGCUUUGUGCUCACUUGAUUUCAGCGAUUAUUCUAUAUUCAUUACUUCUAUGGGGUAGCUUUAACCAUUUAGCUUCCCAUUCUUUAGUUAAACCAUUCAGCGGCGUCAAACGACUUAAAGCAUAUGGUCAUAUGGGUAAAGCUCUAACGUUUACAACCAUAAUUUAUGGUGCUUUUGUGGCUGGUCUUGAUGCAGGAUUAAUCUAUAAUUCAUGGCCAAAAAUGGCUGAUAAGUGGAUUCCUGAUGAUUUAAUUGUAUCUCGAUAUGGUUCUACUGUGAGGAACUUUUUGGACAAUCCAACUACAGUUCAAUUUACUCAUCGAAUGCUAGCUUAUACAACAGUUUUAACCACAGGUUUAUUAUGGGCAAAUGUCAUGCGUUUAGGUGUAGCAUGUACAGGACCACGUAUUAGGAAUGCUGCACACUUGGUUUUUGGUGCUGUGUUAGGACAAUCAUUACUUGGCAUAACAACUUUAUUAUGUUAUGUACCAGCUUCAUUGGGAUCAUUGCAUCAAUGCGGUGGUGUUGUUUUACUUUCAUCCUUACUCUGGUUUACGCAUUGUUUACGUGCUGUUCCAAAAUAAAAAGUUGCUAACACUUUUUUUAUAUAAAAUAAUUGCAACUUUUUUUCACCAUCUCGUUCAUUUUCUGGAUGUUCCAUUAUAAUCAUUGUUAAUAUAAUCUUGAUAAAUAUAAUGCACAAAGUAUUCAAAUUGCUUCAGAAUAUGUUAACUAAAAAAACUAAUUAUAUUCACUUCCAAGCAUCUUUUUAGAGGAACUAAGGGAUUAAUCUUAUGAUUAAAAUGCAGGAUUUUGACAUCUGUAAAAUACUACCUUUUUAAUGGG